This is a messenger RNA of Oppia nitens, 736 nucleotides long. RefSeq lists its product as uncharacterized. The record is from RefSeq and is a predicted model, not a curated record. The coding region runs from base 71 to 622 and encodes 183 amino acids. The transcript is spliced from 2 exons. Lineage: Eukaryota; Metazoa; Arthropoda; Arachnida; Sarcoptiformes; Oppiidae.
UUCAUAACAACUUUUAUUUAUAUUGUUUUCAAUAACUUCAAUACUCAACACUAGAAACCACCGAAAAAUUAUGAUAACUUUGACGGCACAGUCCUAUCGUUUUCUACUGUUUUCUUCAGUGCUGCUAACGAGCUCAUGGAUAACGGUAUCGGAGGUCAUACCCCACUCGCCAUAUGUUGUUCCCCAUUGGCUCCAACCGGUAGGCUUUUCCUAUGCAUUUGUGCCGUCGCACAAAUACGCGGCCAAUGUUGUCUCGGUUAGCGAAUUGUUGCGUUUGGUCGACCAGAUGGCCGCUUCGUCGGCCAAUUUCGAUGCCGUGGCCAACGAAAGCACCGAAAAGGCUCGGCUGGCUUCGAAAAUAAUGGCCGAUUCGGCCCGCGAAAUUAAAUCGCUGGUCAAACGUAGCGAAGAGUUGGCCAGCGCUAUGGCGUCGGCGUCGCGCGAUAUGGCCGACGCCGUGCGCGUACUUGGCGAGCGGACACGUAUACGCGGACGCGAGUUGACAACAUUAGCCCAUAAUGUUGCGGCUGCUGGUCGGUCAGUGGCCACCAAUGCCCAGUGUCCGAAAGCUAGUGGUAGUGGUGGUGGUGGUGGCAAUAACAACAACAAAAAAAGCAAAUAAUUGUGUCAUUUUCAGCCGAUUACCCGAUUUUUUUUAGUGGCCGAUAACAAAAACAAAUUUAAUUGUCAAAUAUUUUUUGCCGAUUAUGAUAAAUCAGUAGAUAAUUAGUGAUAG